ACCCGUGUCUCAUUGGCUACAACAACUUCAUUUGACUUGUUCCUCUCUCCUUCUAUAAAUUCACAUACCCACUUGUUAUUGAAUUCGAAUCUCGCCUCGCCUCAUUCGUAAGUAGUUAUUACAAUUGAAUCGGAUCCCUUACCUUCUUCUACAAAUGGGUUCACUAGAUCCCAUUCCUCUUCUUACCCCUUACAAAAUGGGCAACUUCAAUCUAUCCCAUAGGUAUGCAGUUGUUUUGGCACCACUCACCAGACAGAGAUCUUACAACAAUGUUCCUCAACCUCAUGCUAUACUGUAUUACUCUCAGAGAACUUCUAAGGGAGGUCUUCUCAUAGCUGAAGCUACUGGUGUCUCUGACACUGCUCAAGGGUAUCCGAACACGCCAGGCAUAUGGACGAAAGAGCAAGUGGAAGCAUGGAAACCCAUUGUGGAUGCUGUUCAUGCCAAAGGUGGUAUAUUCUUCUGUCAGAUUUGGCAUGUUGGAAGAGUUUCCGAUUCAGUUUAUCAGCCAAAUGGGCAAGCACCAAUAUCGUCUACGGACAAGCCUCUCACACCACAGAUUCGAAGUAAUGGCAUUGAUGUGGCACAAUUCACGCCACCAAGGCGCCUAAGGACGGAUGAAAUUCCUCAUGUUGUCAAUGACUUCAGACUUGCUGCAAGGAAUGCUAUUGAAGCUGGUUUUGAUGGGGUUGAGAUCCAUGGGGCUCAUGGCUACCUACUCGAGCAAUUUAUGAAAGAUAAAGUGAAUGACCGAACAGAUGAAUAUGGUGGUUCCCUUGAGAACCGUUGCAGAUUUCCUUUGGAGGUUGUUGAAGCUGUUGUGAAUGAGAUAGGUGCAGAAAGAGUUGGAAUUCGAUUAUCACCUUUUGCGGAAUACGCAGAAUGUGGAGACUCAAAUCCCAAAGAAUUGGGGCUUUAUAUGGUUAAUGCCCUCAAUAAAUAUGGUAUUCUGUACUGUCACAUGGUUGAACCCAGAAUGAAAACUGUUGGAGAAAAAGUUGAAUGCCCUCACAGUCUGGUGCCAAUGAGAAAGGCCUUCAAUGGCACUUUUAUGGUUGCAGGAGGUUAUGACCGACAAGACGGGAUCAAUGCCAUAGCUGAAAACAGGGCAGAUCUUGUUGCUUAUGGUCGUUGGUUCUUGGCUAAUCCGGAUUUGCCAAAGAGAUUUGCGCUUGAUGCUCCUCUCAACAAGUAUAACCGGGAGACAUUCUACGCUAAUGAUCCAGUUCUUGGUUAUACUGACUACCCAUUUCUUGAAUGAAGAAACAAAUACUGUAGCAUCCAGGGGCAGAACCUCCUUAUUUGAUAAGCUUUUCUUCCCUUGCACAUUUCUAUUUGCAAUUUGGUCUGCUAACACUUUGGAUCCAUUUGACACAUUUUCUAAAUGGUGAAUUGGGCACAUAGUAUGUAAAACUAUUAUUUUGAGUUUGUGUAAUAAUGUUGCUAUUCGCCAACAAGUUGUGUUGGGCAAAAGCUAUGUACCUGAUUUUGCAUUGCCAUAAUGAGCUUUGUGCCAAAAUGAAGGUUAUUUCAGUACCCAAUUUUAUUUUAUUUUGGUUAAGUGUUGCUAAUUAUUAUGUUGAUCCUAACUAGU
Molecule: messenger RNA, 1594 nt
Organism: Gastrolobium bilobum
Lineage: Eukaryota; Viridiplantae; Streptophyta; Magnoliopsida; Fabales; Fabaceae
Product: 12-oxophytodienoate reductase 2-like
Exons: 5
Coding region: 155-1261 (368 amino acids)
Molecular function (GO): oxidoreductase activity; FMN binding
Source: RefSeq, a predicted model, not a curated record